UCUAAGAACAUUAAAAAUUAAAAAUAAAUAACGUUUUCGUAAGAAAACUGAAUUAUAAUGUUCUAUGCGCAUGCGCAGAAGCCAUGAGAUUUUUUCUCAUGGCCAGAGUAAAUAAGGUGAGUCAAAACACCCAUGUCCUGAAGGGUUAAACCAAAAUAAAUGCAUAAUUCCGUAGAAAAAGAUAAAAAGCGUAGGUAGAAAGAAAAAAAAAAAAAGAUUUUCAACCUCCAAAAUAUACUUUUUAAAAUUUUUAAAUUUAAACUUGUGAAGAAUAAUUCUCACAAGAACUUACCAUCAAUCAAAUAAUUUUAACCAAUAUAUUAAACAAAAUUAGACUUAUUAACACAUUCUAAAUGUAUUUACGAAAUCUGAAAAAAACAAAUAGUUUAUAACCUCUACGAAUUUGGUUUUUCAAUUAAAUUAAAAUAAUAACAAACGUGAGCAUAUAUGUUUUUUUUUUUUUUGAUGAUUUUAAAAUGUAAAAAAGAAAUAAUAAAAGCCUUUGGGAAGUCCUUAGGUGGCCUUGAUUUUUUGUUAUGGUAUAGCAGAUCCAUCUAGUUUAAAUAAUAUGACAACAUCAGUCAAAAAAGUCAAAAACCGAGCAACAGCAUCUGUUGCUGAGAAAUUAUUCUUUAUUACCAACUCUAUAGAGAACAACAAGCACCAAGUGUCGAAACUGCGGUUGAAACCGAGUGACCAUAAAAUAAUGACAGAAACUUGUAAAAUAAAUAUUAAUAAUACAAAAAAAUUAAAUGAGUUGGAAAAUAAACAACGUAUUAUUGACAAAGCACCGUUUGAUCAUCUGAAAAUAAAUGAUCCAAGUGUUUUGGAUGAUGUUCAAGGCAGAGAAAUAUGUGGAAAAUGUUUUAAAUCACGUAAAUUCUUCUGUUACACUUGCUACACUCCAGUUAUUGACUCCAAGUAUUUUCCACGUGUUAAGUUGCCGAUAAAAAUUGAUAUAAUUAAGCAUCGUAAGGAAAUAGAGGGAAAAAGUACAGCUAUUCAUGCUGCUAUUUUAGCUCCAGAAGAUGUUACUAUUUAUAUCUAUCCAGACUUUCCAAUUUUUACACCGAAUGAUAAGGUAGUAUUAAUAUUUCCUGGUAAAAAUGCCAUUAGUAUUGAUGAUUUACUGUCGAAAAGAUUGAAUAAAGAAAAUAAAUCUGAUGAUACAACAGAAGACGAUUAUUAUCCAAUAACCCGAGCAAUAUUUAUUGAUAGUACAUGGCAACAAACCAAGUCAAUAUACAAGGAUCCAAGACUUCGUGAACUUCCUUGUGUGGUUUUCAGUUCUAGAAUAUCACAAUUUUGGAGGCAUCAAAAGAAAAGCCCUCGCUGGUAUUUGGCGACUAUUGAGGCAGUUCAUACAUUUUUAGUUGAAUUGCAUAAAAAAACAUAUGGCGCUAUCGAAAAUUACAAUAUUAAACAAGUAAAUACAGAUGAUGAAAAAUACUCUGGCCAAUAUGAUAAUUUAUUGUACAUUUUUAAAUAUAUGUAUCACAAAAUACAUACUAUUUAUGACCAUGAUCAGUUAAGAGCUUAUAAAAGACCAUUGAUAUAAAUAAUAAAAAUUUAUUUAUUACA
Molecule: messenger RNA, 1581 nt
Organism: Cotesia glomerata
Lineage: Eukaryota; Metazoa; Arthropoda; Insecta; Hymenoptera; Braconidae
Product: tRNA-uridine aminocarboxypropyltransferase 1
Exons: 3
Coding region: 569-1558 (329 amino acids)
Biological process (GO): tRNA modification
Cellular component (GO): nucleus
Molecular function (GO): tRNA-uridine aminocarboxypropyltransferase activity
Source: RefSeq, a predicted model, not a curated record